This is a messenger RNA of Entrophospora candida, 264 nucleotides long. The record is from the annotation of a GenBank genome assembly. NCBI's taxonomy places the organism in Eukaryota, Fungi, Glomeromycota, Glomeromycetes, Entrophosporales, Entrophosporaceae.
AACAUAAUACAAUGGAAUUGAUCAAUAUUCUUGUAGCAUCGGAUGAAUUUCAACUAACAAAAUUGAUAAGUCAUAUACAAACAUAUUUACUUCAAAAUCAAUCAAUCAUUCUACAACAUGAUCCAAUUGAAAUACUAGAGAUCAUUUAUAAUCAUGAGACAUGUUCAUCUCUGAAUGAUAAAUAUAUUAAUGGACCAGGGUUUAAAAAUAAAGUUUUACCAUUUGAACGACUAUUUGACAAACAAACAUUUUUUGAAAUAUUGG